AGUUCUUAUUGCUCUUGCCGUCGCUCUAUUCGCUAUUCAAAAUGGCGACGGUGUGGCGAACUCCGUGCGCAUUUGCGCGACUUUUUGUUGGAAAACCUGGUCAAAUCCUGAACAACGCAACUGAUUUGGGUGCAAAACUUACCCCGGAAUCACUAUCGGCAAUAGUCACUUCAAGAAAUUAUUCAAGUUACGCUAAAUCUCCGUUCGUGUCAAGAGUCAAAGAACAAUAUGACUUCGAAAUUGUGAAGAAUCCACCAGAGUGGGCUUAUGUGGAAAGACUCUUGCCGUUUCAAACUAUUCCUAAAAUCACACCUAAGGACAGCUACCCUUCCGGAUGGAUACCACCAAAAGAAGAAGCAAAAGAUCUUCCAUACUUCAUAUCUAGAAACAAGAAUUCUAGUUUACCCAUAUAUUUGAAUUUGACGUUUAGAGGUAUGCGCAAAAUAUCCAAAAUUAAGAGAAUUGAAGGAGACAUCUGGCAUCUAAACGGCGAAAUUAAAGGUUACUUGAAAGAUAAGUUUGGGAAAUAUAUAGAAACUAGAGUUCAUGAGCCUGGUAGAUUCAUUGAAGUAAAGGGAGAUUAUGUCGAAGAUUUAUGUGACUGGGCUUAUUCCAAAGGUUUCUAGAUUAAUGAUACAAAUUCCGUAGAAAAAUAAAAGAUUUGUAAUUA
Pectinophora gossypiella (pink bollworm) is the source of this 670-nucleotide messenger RNA. It is a transcript of the gene mRpL49, whose product is annotated as probable 39S ribosomal protein L49, mitochondrial. NCBI's taxonomy places the organism in Eukaryota, Metazoa, Arthropoda, Insecta, Lepidoptera, Gelechiidae. The transcript has 2 exons. The coding region runs from base 42 to 626 and encodes 194 amino acids. Gene Ontology annotation, molecular function: structural constituent of ribosome. The record is from RefSeq and is a predicted model, not a curated record. Gene Ontology annotation, biological process: translation. Gene Ontology annotation, cellular component: ribosome; mitochondrial large ribosomal subunit.